Messenger RNA from Aplosporella prunicola CBS 121167, 1359 nucleotides. RefSeq lists its product as uncharacterized. The record is from RefSeq and is a predicted model, not a curated record. NCBI's taxonomy places the organism in Eukaryota, Fungi, Ascomycota, Dothideomycetes, Botryosphaeriales, Aplosporellaceae. The coding region runs from base 1 to 1359 and encodes 452 amino acids. The transcript is spliced from 2 exons.
AUGACUUCAUCUCCAAGAGUUAUAACUGUGGAUUUUCGAGGAAACGUGGUGAAAAAGUUUACGACCGAGGAACCCAUUACUAGGCGGCGCUUGCUUGCAACAUCUCGCACGUCUUCGGACACAAGAUUCUUAUUCCACUCCAGAGAUACGACGCUUUUUUACGCUAUGGAUUCAGGGUUCUUCGAUAUUCCACAGCCCGAGGAUGAAAUUGAGAAAAGUAAAAAAAAAAAAAAAAAACGACAAAAUGAUGAUAUCUGGAAAAAUGUAACCGAGUUUUGGAGGAACACUGUCGAUAUUCAGGUCAACUUUGAAGAGAACCAAAGCUGGGAUUGGGAGAACCCAUUGUGGUAUGGCCUUCAACUGAUGGCCAGCACCAAGAAGAGACGAGUGAGCAACAUCCCAACAGAAGAGAGCCUCUCAAGGAGCUUGAAGACUCUAUUUACUAUCACCUCACCAAACGGUCUUUUUCCUGGCCUCCUUGGUCCGGGUAAGACUCCAAAACCUUUUGAGGAUGAGCUUGAUCGGGAUAGUUACUGGCACGCAGUGUUUGAGAUCCCUUAUUUGCUUUGGAACUAUGGCAGAGCUUAUUUGGAGACUAUACCAACCCAAAGGAAAACCCAUGAAAGCGACAUCGAGUUCUCAACUCAACAAGUAUUGGACAUCGCAACCCCGAACGUCAGAGACCCUCCAAAGGCUCUUGAAAUUUCCAAGGAUGGCUGGCGACCAAAAGAAUUCUUCAAGAAGACAGUACCGUUUAGCAACUUCAACAAACUCAUCGACCAAAAUGGGAUCAUUGACAUACAGGAUGACUGGCUAUUAACUGGGCCAAGCUCGAUAGAGUUUCGAGUUAAACCACAUAUCCCCAAAACUUUCCACGAAGAGCUGGAAAGCGACCACGAGGUCAUCCCUGAAGCGACAAAACGGUACAUCGAAAAGAGUUAUCGGGAUGACCAAAAUUUCAAGGGCGCAGUCAUUGAUGCGCCUGGCUGCAACAAAGAUGGAAGAAAAACGAAUUUGUCAGAGGUCCAACUUCUGCGCAAUUCAAAGUUUUCGGAAGCUCUCAAACGGAUACGAACUGUUCAAGAAGCCAAGAAACGGUUAAUCUGGCUACCGAGUGGAGACAGACUAACGGCAUUGCAUAGCUAUCUGGCUUCUCCAUCAAAAGAGCGAGACAACCUGUCGUCUUUCUUCGACAGACAUGCCUCGUACGAGAAAUACUUUUUCGACAGCGCUACAGCAUCAUUAAACGAAUGGGAGACCGAAAUCCACCUUUCCUUCUUCCAGUUAAAAGAUGAACAUUACGAAAUUCUCGAUCCAAUCCCUCGACCAAGUUUCGUGUCGUGGUACGAACUGUCAUGA